Messenger RNA from Lates calcarifer (barramundi perch), 1005 nucleotides. It is a transcript of the gene mrpl32, whose product is annotated as mitochondrial ribosomal protein L32. Gene Ontology annotation, biological process: translation. Bases 89 to 628 code for a protein of 179 amino acids. Gene Ontology annotation, molecular function: structural constituent of ribosome. The transcript has 3 exons. The record is from RefSeq and is a predicted model, not a curated record. Gene Ontology annotation, cellular component: mitochondrial large ribosomal subunit. Lineage: Eukaryota; Metazoa; Chordata; Actinopteri; Centropomidae.
CGGCUUGUUGUCGCUGUUUAGUGACGUAUCUCAGUGACCGUGAGCUGUCUGACAUGUUGUAAGAAGAGGAAACGUGCAAACAAGUAAAAUGAUGAAUUUAGCCGCUUUAGUUCACAGCCUCAGAUGUUCUUUGCUACACAUCGAGAGUAGACUUCUGCAGGCGGCGGGACUAGACCGACACCUGGCUCCAGCGUUGGCAGUCAAUGGCCCCAGCCUCCUGCCUCAGCUUCAGCCUCAGGUCGACCAGGAGCAUCAGCAGGAGGAGGAGCCCUCUGGCCUCAUGGACAGCAUCUUAUGGAUGGCAGUGCCCAAAAAGAGACGCACCAUAGAGGUCAAUCGCACCAGAAGGAGAUCUGACAGCAAACUCCUAAAAGUUCAGAACAACAUCGAGCCGUGUCCAGAGUGUGGCCACUUGAAGCAGAAACAUAUCCUGUGUGGUUUCUGUUACGCUAAGGUCUGCAAGGAGACUAGACUGAUUCGUCAACGGAUUCAAGCAACGGAAGGAGGCCCACUGAGGGCCCCGACUGUGGAGACGGUUGUGCUGUAUGAGGGUGAGACACCAAGCGAGCAGGACAAGGACAAAAGGAUAGUGGAGAGGGCCAGGAAGAGGCCGGCAUGGUUCAGCUAAUGAUGCUGUGUUUGCUACAUACCUUCAGUUUGACACAGGUCUGGUCAGAUACACACUGACACUGUUUGAUAAAAUGAAGUGAGGUUGAUGUAUCAGUUUUGUUUCCACAAACAUAAUCCAUCAGAGGAUGUGCUUGUUUGAUCUGAAGAGAUGCAUUUUCACUUAUAUCUGUGAUCAUACUGCAUUACAUCAUUAAUGUGUGGGUAGAAAAAAAUCUAUAGAUUUUGGGCUCACACAACCACAGAGUCUCUAGAGUUGACGUCAGACAUCAUUGUUCAUUUUUUGUUAUUAUUUCAACUGUUAGUCAUACGUGAGAGAAAUUUACUGUAUAUUUGAAUGUUUGACAAUAAACUCAAUCUUUGAAGUAAAGAAUCUUA